UGGUUAGCGGGCGCGGAGCGGAAGCAGUGGGAUGUGGACGGAGGAGAAGAGGGGAAAGUCCGGAAAAGAGUGAAUGAAAACGGAGGAAAGGUUGGGGGUUCAGGCAGUGAUCAGUGGAGCAAUGGAGUCGGCUAUUGCUGUUUUCGAAGACUUGGAGAAAUUGAAUUCUGCUGGAGAUGUGAACGACUCCAACAGUGAGGUCUACACCCGCUUUAUGAAGUCACACAGAUGCUAUGAUCUUGUUCCCACCAGCUCCAAACUUGUGGUGUUUGACACUUCUCUACAGGUGAAGAAGGCUUUCUUUGCUCUGGUUUCAAAUGGAGUCCGUGCUGCUCCACUCUGGGAUAGCAAGACACAAAGCUUUGUGGGCAUGCUCACAAUCACAGAUUUCAUUAAUAUUCUACACAGAUACUACAAAUCGCCACUGGUUCAGAUUUAUGAACUGGAGGAACACAAAAUAGAAACAUGGAGAGAGGUUUACUUGCAAGAUUCAUUUAAACCAUUGGUGAGCAUCUCCCCAAAUGCCAGCUUGUACGAUGCAGUUUCAUCACUGAUCAAGAACAAAAUUCACCGUCUUCCAGUUGUUGAUCCGUUAACAGGGAAUACACUCUACAUUCUUACGCACAAGCGCAUCCUGAAGUUUCUCAAACUCUUUAUUUCUGAGAUGCCCAAACCAGAUUUCAUGUCUAAAACGCUGGAAGAGUUGAAUAUUGGAACAUACAAGAACAUUGCAGUGGUGAACAAAAACACUCCCAUUUAUGUGGCUUUGGGAAUCUUUGUGGAAAAGAGAGUGUCUGCGUUGCCUGUUGUGGAUGAAUCCGGGCGAGUGGGGGAUAUCUACUCGAAGUUUGAUGUCAUUAACCUGGCUGCAGAGAAGACCUACAACAACCUGGACAUUACUGUAACAAAAGCACUGCUGCACCGCUCACAGUACUUCGAAGGUGUACUGAAAUGUUACAAGCAUGAAACGCUUGAGACAAUUAUCAACCGACUCGUGGAGGCAGAGGUUCAUCGGUUAGUGGUGGUUGAUGAUAAUGAUGUGGUAAAGGGGAUUGUUUCGCUCUCUGACAUUCUGCAGGCACUGGUGCUGACCAGCGGAGAUAAUUCUUCAUGCAAGCUUGGACAGUGAGAGAUAUGUGUAAAGUGCACCAGCAACGUCUUCCCCACGUAGAGACCUCACCAGCCUUGGAAGUCUUUUGUCUGAGAAUAUGCACCCAUGGUGGCACAAUGUUUUUCACCAGCACAAUGCUGUUCCAUAAAAUAGAGAAGGACCCUGGCUACUGCUCCUAUUUUGGUUAAACUUUGAAAUGUUUCACACCUUUCUACAUAAAGCCAUUGACUUUCUGUGCCCACUGAAAUGACACUGCAGGUCAGGUCAGAGGAACUGAAUCUUUUGUUCUUUUAAUUAUCCCAUCCUACCUCAGGUGGAUAGCUUUUCGAAGUGUAUUAACGUGGCUGAUUAUUUCAUUAUCUGAACAUCACUUUUUUUUGUACUUGAUUUAAUUUGAUUAUCUGUUCUGUACUAGAUGUUAUCAUCCAAUUGUUGUAACCAGAGCAGCUUGAUACAGUGACACCACUGCUUUUAUUCACUGUUCUUAGCUCAAAUGUGCGCAAAACUCUGAGCGAUACAAACAUAAUUACCAAAAACCAGAUUGCAUGAACGCAGUGUAAUGGUCUUUUUGACUGAGCUGUUGAUAAGAGUCCAGUACCUGGUUUCUCGGAUGACUUCUUCCGACACCUCUCUUUGUGAUGUGUCACUUUAUGCUUUACAAUGUGCUGUGUCUUUCACACCAAAAAAAACAUCACAAGUAAUUAUUUUGAUGGCCUGAUUUGCAUGGUUAGAUUAUUUUUGCACUUCUGGCUGAAACACGAUUGAGGGGUGUGGAUGUGUGCCUCUCUUUCCUAGAGCCUCCCUUCAAGUGCAGUUAAAGAAAUGCAUUUCAAGCUGAGAGUAUUUCUUCUCUGAGCUCCUUUUAUUUGAACAUUAUUCAACAACAGCUUUCCGUUUAAAAUUUCUGUAAUUAUUUCAUUUCUUAAAAUCACUUGCUAUUUAAGGCAGUAACUUAGUUUCAGAUAGGCUGAUUCCAAAAUGGUCCUAAUAUGCAAAGUUGAUUUUGACUUUUCAAAACUGCAAAUCAUUGGGAAGAAUGACCAGCCCCGCAGCUCAAAAGAAGUCUGAAGACCAAAGCAAAUAUGAAAUUGAUUAAGUAUUGUGACAACCAAAUUGUAUUUCUUCAUGCAUUGGAAAACGGUGAUCGCAGAUGUUUUAAUUCUGGGCUUGAAUCUCAUUUUUGUUGCGUAUAAUUUUUCCAAUGUCAUUUAAUUACUCGUGGAUUUGAGGGUCAGAAUUUUUUUUUCUCAUUUCUAGUCUGGACGGAGAUUUGAUUUGAUGACCGGCUCCUGUACUGCUAAUGAACCAGGUUGGAAGUGUUGCUCAUGGUUAAAAUUCCAAUUGGGAAAACGUUUGCUUUUAUUAGCUUAAAUUCUGGUUGGACCCAGAGUUUUUCUUUUUAUUCUUUCAUGGGGUGUGGGUGUCGCAGACCAGACCAGCAUUUGUUGCCCAUCCCUAAUCGCCCCUGAGCUGAGUCACUUAAGAGGCAUUAAGAGUCAGCCACAUUGCUGUGGGUCUGGAGUCACAUAUAGGCCAGACCAGGUAAGGACGGCAGAUUUCCUUCCCUAAAGGACAUUAGUGAACCAGAUAGGUUUUUUUUACAACAAUCGAUGAUAAUGGUCACCAUUUCUGAGACUAGCUUUAUAUUCCAGAAUUCAUUAAUUGAAUUUAAAUUCCACCAGCUGUGGUGAUGGGAUUUGAACCCAUGUCCCCAGGACAUUAGUCUGGGCCUCUGGAUUACUAGUCCAGUGACAUUAUCACUAUGCCACUAUCUGCCCAGGGCGACAUGUAAGAAUCUCACACUACACCAUGUAAGCUUUGAUCUAAUUGUGUGCAAUGAGUAUGGUAGUGUUCUGUGCUGUUUUUAAUUUUUUAAUGAGGUGAUAGUUUGCAAGAUUGGUGGCUGUACCUGGAAUCUUGGACAUUCUGAUAUGGCAAUGCAGAUGUUCCAGCACAAUUGGAUACAAUAGGACCUUCUAGUGAUACAUUUUAGAAAGUUGCUGAUGUCUAAGCAGACAGGGUCAGGGGUGCUGUUAAUAAGACAGAGGCAAAAAUGCAAACUCUUUGUUUGGACUGAUGAGCCAGUGGGAUCUGAUGAGAUUACAGCUACUGUUACGAAACAGCAAAAUGUAGGGUUGAUCAGUGCCUAAGUUGCAAGGAACCCUAAUUCUUAUAGUUGUCAGUAUCUCAGUUUAUGGUCUGCAACUAUUCUUUCACCACUAUCCCCGCCCCCCCCCCCACCUCACUCCAGGAAAAACAGUAUGGUUUCACUCCUCCAAAGGAUCUGUUGGAAUGAGGCAUGAUCUUGUUACAAGGCAAGCCAAUUUGAAUUGUAACUUCAUAACUGUAAGUUAAUUGUAACUUAAUAGGAAAAAAAUUACGGAUUUUUUAUGCUGCAUGUGCACAUAUAGGUUCUGAGUAAUGUUGACUCCAGUCAUUCUCUUGACACGGUUAUGCAAUAAGUUGCUGUAAAUGUACAACAUGAACAUUGGAUCUAAAUUUUGUUGAGGUGAUUGAGUUGAAAAUGUCAGAAGUGAACGUGAACAAAUUCCCUGUUUGGUGUGACCUUCAGACAAAAAGCCCCAUAGAUCUUGUCAAGGGAACCACAUGAAUAUUAUUUUCUCUCCAAUUUCCUUCAGCUUAACCCCUGCCCCCUUCCUUUCUCUCCUGAAGAUGUUGCUUCUAGCUGGAGUGUAGUGCUGGGACCCCUUCAGAACUUUGCUCAAGUGGCCAUCCCUCAUGUAUGAGCCUAGUGGUGGGCUAUUCACAGCCAAGGUCAGUCCUGUCCCUGCCCAAUGAUCAUGCGUGAAUCAUAGUGAUCAGAUUGACAGUCCUGGAUUUCUCCCCCUUCCCUAUCCCUGGGAGUAUAGCAUCCAUUCCAGGUUUUAACAAGAGCGUGACUCUUGAUUCAACGUAGUUUUAAAAUUUAUGGUGUGUUUUAUUUGUGGCAUUAUAAAAAUGUAAUUUAGGAAAGAAUAUGGACCACUUUCAAGUAAACCCCAUGCAGAUAGCCAGUAAUCCACACUGCAGUUCUGACUGCUUAAUUCUGGGACGUUGACACAAGGCUUCUCCAAUAGAAAUAGUUGAUUAUUGCUGAAACCAGCACACUAGACUGGACAAUCACCAGCAGCAUUUCUGAAAGCAACACUGAAAACUGUGUUUUCAAUUGUUGGGCUGAUGAAUUACAGAUUACACGUAAUUAGUGGUACACGUCUAAACAACUUUUGAGAACUAAAUUGGUGGCAUUUAAUGCUGUAUUUAACUGUCAGACCUUUGCAAUGAUGCCACUAAAGAAAAAAGGCGGGCUUGCAUUUCAUGACACCUUUUAUGACCACAGGCUGUCCCUAAGCGUUUUACAACUUAUGAAGUACUUUUGAAGUGUAGUCACUGUUUGUAAUGUAGAUACAGGUCUAACCUGGAUACAGAGGUCUACAUCAGCCACUGAUUUGAGCUAAUCUGUUGCUGGGUAUCUAGUUCCUGGGAUCCCGAAAUGCUUGAACUCCGGAUAGGGAUUGCGGAUCAGAUGUGAAAAGGGAAACAAGUGGCAAAAUUUGAUAUUUCCAGACUGAAAAUUUUUACUCAUUUUAAAGUUUGUCUUUCCUUAUUCGCUUUUCCCCUCUUGUUUUUUGGCCUUCUAUUACUGCUGCUUCCCGCUGUCACAGUGGUUCUUGUGUGGGCCUCCAGGUGAUAUGUUGGGUGAGCUUGGCAAGCUCAUCAGUUGACUGGGAUUGGGGGUAGAUCAAUGGUGAAGCUAUCAAUGAUAGUAAAUGUCUUCAAAGCUCCACUCAUCCUGACCCCUCGCUGUGGAGUCAGAGGGACUGUAAGGAAGCACCAAAGUUUUUAAAGGAAAAGUACAUUAAAAUAUUUUUUUGGCCUGAAAAGAAUCUUUUCCUUAAAUGUACUAAGCAACCUCACUCACAUCCUUGUAACAUUGUUUCCUGAAGUAAACUUGCCAAUUGUGUGCCAUUUAUGCAUUGCUCUGUAGACUGUCUGGAUUUCUGUUUUUAAAACAUUUUUCUAGUGUUUUGUUAAAUUGUUUUAUAUGAUGUUGAAUGUGUUUUGUUCAUUAAUGUAAUACCAUAAAGUUUCAGUUUUUAAAAAAAUUGCAAUGGAAUCAAUGUGAACUUAAAGUGCAGUGGUUAUUUCCUCAUAGAAUCAAAUUGAUAUUUAUUCCGAUCAUAGUCCAAACCUUUCUCUAGUAGAAUAGUGUUUACACUCCUUUUGCAUUUACUUGUGAAGAUUUGAAAUCUCACUGAAAGAGGUAUUGAUUGUAACAUAGUCAAAACUAAAAUAAAAUUCUUCAAAACA
This is a messenger RNA of Carcharodon carcharias (great white shark), 5419 nucleotides long. Its product is annotated as 5'-AMP-activated protein kinase subunit gamma-1. The coding region runs from base 74 to 1129 and encodes 351 amino acids. The record is from RefSeq and is a predicted model, not a curated record. NCBI's taxonomy places the organism in Eukaryota, Metazoa, Chordata, Chondrichthyes, Lamniformes, Lamnidae. The transcript has 13 exons.